This is a messenger RNA of Pecten maximus, 1062 nucleotides long. RefSeq names its product extensin-like. The transcript has a single exon. The record is from RefSeq and is a predicted model, not a curated record. Bases 1 to 1062 code for a protein of 353 amino acids. Lineage: Eukaryota; Metazoa; Mollusca; Bivalvia; Pectinida; Pectinidae.
AUGUUACCUCAUAUGUACUCCCACCCAGAACCUGUCAUCAACCACAUUCUGUCUACUGCUUUCCAGACCCUGUCAUCUGCCAUCUCCUGCCUACUGUCACCCAGACCCUGUCAUCUGCCAUCCCCUGCCUACUGUCACCCAGAACCUGUCAUCUGUCAUCCCCUGCCUACUGUCACCCAGAACCUGUCAUCUGCCAUCCCCUGCCUACUGUCACCCAGACCCUGUCAUCUGCCAUCCCCUGCCUACUGUCACCCAGAACCUGUCAUCUGCCAUCCCCUGCCUACUGUCACCCAGAACCUGUCAUCUGUCAUCCCCUGCCUACUGUCACCCAGAACCUGUCAUCUGCCAUCCCCUGCCUACUGUCACCCAGAACCUGUCAUCUGCCAUCUCCUGCCUACUGUCACCCAGAACCUGUCAUCUGCCAUCCCCUGCCUACUGUCACCCAGAACCUGUCAUCUGCCAUCCCCUGCCUACUGUCACCCAGAACCUGUCAUCUGCCAUCCCCUGCCUACUGUCACCCAGAACCUGAUCAUCUGCCAUCCCCUGCCUACUGUCACCCAGAACCUGUCAUCUGCCAUCCCCUGCCUACAGUCACCCAGAACCUGUCAUCUGCCAUCCCCUACCUACUGUCACCCAGAACCUGUCAUCUGCCAUCCCCUGCCUACUGUCACCCAGAACCUGUCAUCUGCCAUCCCCUGCCUACUGUCACCCAGACCCUGUCAUCUGCCAUCCCCUGCCUACUGUCACCCAGAACCUGUCAUCUGCCAUCCCCUGCCUACUGUCACCCAGAACCUGUCAUCUGCCAUCCCCUGCCUACUGUCACCCAGAACCUGUCAUCUGCCAUCUCCUGUCUACUGUCACCCAGAACCUGAUCAUCUGCCAUCCCCUGCCUACUGUCACCCAGAACCUGUCAUCUGCCAUCCCCUGCCUAGUCACCCAGACCCUGUCAUCUGCCAUCUCCUGCCUACUGUCACCCAGAACCUGAUCAUCUGCCAUCCCCUGCCUACUGUCAUCCAGAACCUGUCAUCUGCCAUCCCCUGCCUACUGUCACCCAGAACCUGA